GAAGAAGAGCAAAACAGAAGCCUCUAUAAAUAGCGAGAGUGCCAACACACGUCUUAACAAGUAAACAUAAACUUUCAGAUUCCGUGCUCUGUUCAUAAUAAAAAAAUUCACACAGCAUCAGACAUCUCAGAAGAACCAUGAAACAAAAGGUGGUGAUCAAGGUUUCCAUGAAUUCCCCCAAGUCCCGCACUAAAGCAUUGAAGAUUGCGGUCAGCGUUUCAGGCGUCGAAUCAAUAGCUCUAGGUGGCAAAGACAAGAGCCAGAUAGAGGUGGUAGGCGAGGUCGACUCUGUAGAGCUAACAAAUCUGCUGCGAAAGAACGUCGGCCACGCAGAGCUGGUAAGCGUGAGCGCUGCGGGAGAGAAGAAAGGAGAGAAGAAAGAAGAGAAGAAAGAAGAGAAGAAAGAUGAAGCUAAAGCCCAGCAAUUGGCCUGGCCUUGUGUGGGUGGCGCUCCUUAUCAGUGUAUCUAUGAGCUUAAGCAGCCAGUGGGGCUUUACCAGGAGCCCUGCUACUGUUCCAUCAUGUAAUUCAGACAAGAGACAGAGAAUUGUCCAUUGGUUGAUUAUUGUUGAUUGAUGGUCGUGUGAGAAUUUGCUGUUGUAGGAAUCCAGGAAUUGGUUCCUGUUUUUUUCCCUGUUGGGAUCUAAAUUAUAACUUCUACAUGAAAUAAUUGAUUCUGUUUGUUACUCUUGUUUUGCCUUUUUAA
Manihot esculenta (cassava) is the source of this 706-nucleotide messenger RNA. Its product is annotated as disease resistance protein Pik-1. Gene Ontology annotation, molecular function: metal ion binding. NCBI's taxonomy places the organism in Eukaryota, Viridiplantae, Streptophyta, Magnoliopsida, Malpighiales, Euphorbiaceae. The transcript is spliced from 3 exons. The record is from RefSeq and is a predicted model, not a curated record. Bases 138 to 527 code for a protein of 129 amino acids.